This is a messenger RNA of Lizanozyma spartinae, 1068 nucleotides long. It is a transcript of the gene RAV2, whose product is annotated as Rav2p. The transcript has a single exon. Gene Ontology annotation, cellular component: RAVE complex. Lineage: Eukaryota; Fungi; Ascomycota; Pichiomycetes; Serinales; Debaryomycetaceae. The coding region runs from base 1 to 1068 and encodes 355 amino acids. The record is from RefSeq and is a predicted model, not a curated record.
AUGUCUAUUACCCAAGUUCAAGCUGACGCAGCUGUGAAAGAACGACAGUGGUAUCUUUCUCGAAUAGUUAAUCCAGAGCUCGGUAACGUUACAGAAACUCUUACCAUAUGUCAUAACUUACUAGUGUUUAAUUCUCCACAAGAACCUAAUGCAGCUGAAUGUAUUGAACGGGGUCCAAGUAUAAAACUUCCAGUGUCUUCUAAUAAGCUGGAAAUCUUAAAGGGGAUAUUGGUUCGUGAUGGACCUCAUAUCAUAAGCUUAACUAUGAUUUUAAAGGAAAAAUCAUUCAAUAAAUAUGUUACCAAAUUAACAUUGAUAGAACCAAUUGAAUUACCACAAAUAGCUUUAGCCAUUAAAUGCAUAAAAGAUGCUUUGAAUCAGCUUACAAAUGCAAUUCAUUGUUUGGACCUUUCAAUUAUGGCUUCAGUAUUAGCACAAAUUAAAAGAGCUAAAGACUCUUUAAACUUGUUAACAGACACUUCAUUAGCAUUCCCAUUUCAUGCAAUGCCGGCAUCCAAAUUCUCUCCAGAAUUACCCAAUGAACAUGUGGCAGUGGAUAUCUACGUUAACCAACAAGAAAUUUGUGUUGAUUUAAAACGGCUACACAAGAUCACCGUGAAACCAUGGGGAGACAUCAACCCUGUUACUGGGAAAUCUUAUGUUGAUAUGCUUCGAGAUGAAAUGAAGAUAUCCACUUCCAGUGAUAUUUCUCAACUACAGAAGGAAGUUGAAGCCAAGUUCACCCAUACACAUACAACCAAACAUUCUUCAGAAACAUCGUCAUCUUCCUUCAUAGCAGGAACAAGCAUUCCAUUACCAAAUAAUAGUAAUAAUAAUAAUGUAGAAUCGUCUUCUUCACUGGCUUCAUUCUUCCUGUCGUUACUCAAUCGAUACACUCCAAUGGACUAUGUUACCAAAUGUAUCACAUAUAAUGAUUCAGUGGUUAUGGUUAACAAUAAGAUUGAGGUUCUGUCAUUGGAUCCUGUUGUUGUUUCUGUGUUCACAAAGCUUGAUUCGCUUGAAUACUUGAUUGGCAACUAUAUGCUGAAUUUGGAGAGUCUCAAUUGA